Adineta ricciae is the source of this 552-nucleotide messenger RNA. Lineage: Eukaryota; Metazoa; Rotifera; Eurotatoria; Adinetida; Adinetidae. The record is from the annotation of a GenBank genome assembly.
AUGCCUAUGCUUCUCACCGGUAGCAUUGCGUGUGAACUAGGGCUUUCGAAUGGUACUCAAGGAACCUUUCGAGAGCCCAUAUACGAUAAUCAGGAAGACCCGAGCGAUUUAAAAGUAAAAAGCGAAGUAUUUCCCUCAAAUGCGAUUUACAUGCGAAAACCAUCAUACAUGCUCGUAGAAAUUAACACAUCACAAGUAGAAACAAGCCUUGAUGGACUUCGUCCUAAAGUAAUCCCUAUUCCACUUAUCAAAAAGCAAUUUACUGUUUCCGUCAAGCAACUCCUCGGUCAACUGUUCGAACGUAUGCAAGGUGAGAAAAAAGUUCCACAAAUGAUCCAAGUUACACGAAUACAACUACCAAUUGUACCUGCCUCCGCAAUAACUACAUAUAAGGCACAAGGGCUCACCAUGAACAAAAUCGUAGUCGAUCUUCAAGUUCGACCCUCUCCUGCUCAGGACGCUGAACUGAAACGUCUAGAAGAACUUGACAAAACGAAAAUGUACCUCUUCCGCUUUUUGAACGUUGUACCGACAAACUGGUUGAGUAGCUGA